Molecule: messenger RNA, 2857 nt
Organism: Drosophila takahashii
Lineage: Eukaryota; Metazoa; Arthropoda; Insecta; Diptera; Drosophilidae
Product: ataxin-2 homolog
Source: RefSeq, a predicted model, not a curated record
CAAAGAUUCGUUGGCUGAACGUGCAGCAGCGCGCGCGAUCUAUUAAAUCCGAUCCCGAAAAGCACCUCCGAAACGGAGCUUUAGCUCCUGGCGAAAAAAAAGGCAGGAAAGCAGACGACGUUUGUUGCAGCCGGCAAUGCUCGAUGCAGAUGCAGCAGAUGCGGCCAUCGUAAUCCCAACCGCCUGACAAGGAAAACGAAAACGACUGGGAAAAAUAACCCAAGUGACUGUGAAAGUAGCGAACGGCCAGACACAGAUUCAGAUAUUCAAUUACUAGUCUGCUGGUGCAGUGACGCCGCACAAUGAGAAUCCAAAUCUUGAUCCUGACACUCUUGCUGGGCCUCGUCUGCACCCGGGCCGUGGAUGCGGAGGCCAAGAGCAGCCAAGACAGCAGCAUCAGUCGGGCGGCGGAAGACAGCAAGAGCUCCGCCUCCACGCCACUGGAAUCGGAGGCGACCAAAGACAAGCGACAGGUGAGCGCCAAGGAGACGCCUCUGUACCCCAACCACCGCAGCUCGGAGGCAUCGCCAUCCGGCAGCGAUGAUCCCGAAGACGGACAGGAGACGAUCUACGGCUCCAAGCCGAAUCAGUUCAUCAUCCGCCCCAUUGCCCCGCAUCAACACCAGCAACAUGAAUCCCACCAGGAGCCCCAGCUGAGGAACUUCGCCGCCGCCAAUUCCCGACCUCAUGCCGCCCAAUUGCUCGAGCAGAGCCAGGAGGUGCAGCACUACGUGUAUCUGCAAGAUAUAAUGCGCCAUCAUCAGCCCAAGGCCCUGGUGGCCGCAGGUCAAGGCAAGGGAGCGGCCAGUGCGCCCAAGAAGACGUCCACUCCGGUGGCCGAGGAGGAACAGGAACAGGAGCAGGAGGCGGAGCAGCGCUAUGCGGUGUCCAUUCAGCCGCAGCCACAGCACCAGCAGCCACGUCCUCGUCAGUAUCAGGGAGUGGGUGGUCCCUAUCAAUUGCCCCUGCCUCUGCCGGCUCCACAGCAUCACUCGGUGAAUCCCCAGCAGCAGCAGCAACAUCAGCAGCCCUACCAGGUAAUCCCCGAAGAGCAGUUCCUUAAGCUCCUUGAGGAAGAGCUGCAGGCGAGGGCCUACCACGAGCAACUUCGCCAGCAGCAGCAGCAACAUCAUCAGCAGCAGCAACAUCAUCAACAGCAACAGCAACAUCAUCAGCAGCAGCAACCGAAACCCCUGCCCAUCCACAGCACAGCUGCCACCCACAAGGUGCUCCAACAGGCGGAUCCCUCCCUGGGAUUGGGUGGCUAUCGCGAGCGCUUUGUGGCCGAGCAAGAACUGGUGACUCCCACCUACUCGCAUCCCCGCGGUGGUCCCAAGUACCUGCCCCUGCCGCAGUCGCAGCAGAUCCAAGAGGAUGAGGAGCCCCAGCAGCAGCAACCGCAACGUGUGCAGCUCCACAAGCCAAUACCGCAUCCGGGUCAGCAGCUCAUUCAUGGACUGCCACCGCAGAUUGCCUACUACCAGCCGCAGAUUAGCUACAAGACGCUGCCCAAUCAUCCGCUGGCCAAAUCCUCGCUGGAAAGCGAGAUUGAAAAAUUGCUGGCGGCCAAUAAGCCGGGACAAUCGUUGACCUACAUGGACAGCAGCAGCGGCAGCAAUGAGCAGCACCCACCGCCACCCACCUCGCAUCCGGCGCUGCGGCAACCCAAGGCCUACCUGGCCAGCACACCCAACUCCCUGCUGGAUGCGAAUAACCAGCCGUUUGUCCCAUCGCUCUUCAAGUUCAGCAACUACCAGCAACCGACGCCUAUUUAUCCCACGCCGGAACCCAAGCGCCUGGGUCCCGUGGUCUAUCCCACGCAGCAGAGCAAUCAGCCGCAGCCAUCGCAGUAUUACUACCAGGAGGCCACUCCAACGGGAGCACCCAAGCCGAGCCCGCUGCCCAAGCAGUAUCAUCGCUCGAAGCACUACAAGUUGUCCUCGCCCUCGAAGGCGCUGCUCUACGCGGAUUACGAUCGCCCGCAUGGAUCGCCAUCUCCUCCUCCGCCGCCACAAGCGAAUUUCUAUCCCAGUCCACCGGAUCCGAUAAAGCAUGCCCAGCGCGUAACACCCACUGCUCUGCCGCUUCACGCUGAGUAUCCUUCUCCAGCCCCAUCACAAUCCAGCAUCUAUGUCUCGCAGGGCACGGGCAUUGCCACCCCAUCCCGGGCCACGCCCACGCCCACAGCUCCGAUUCAGAAGCUCCGGACUCUGGAUGAAGUGAAGCAAUUGAACCUGCCUCCCCCGAAUGGCAAACCCCUCACCCAGGCCGAGUUCCAGGCUCUCGUGGAUGCCGGUUAUCCCGUGAAGGCGGUGCCCGUUCCAGUUCCCGUUCCAUAUGAACAGUACGUCAAGGAUCAUCCGGAGUAUCGCAAUCAUCCGCCUGUAGACUAUGCCCACAUCAUGCGGCUGGCUACGCGGCAACUGGCUGCCCAUCAGCAACACAGAUCGCUGGCCGCUCCCUCGGAGCCGUCGGUCAAGAUCCUGUCCACUCCGUCCGCCGGCGAGCUGCAUCAGCAGACUGCGACGGGAAUUGGCGGCGGUAGCAUCACCUACUUGCAGCCCAUCGAGGGUCAAUCGCCGCAUCCCCAUGCUUUGGCCCAUGUCCAUGCGCUGCAGAAGAGGAGGCCGCGCGAUGAGCAGGACACCGCCGUGGCGGGCAGCGAGCCCAAGGCGGCGGAGGCUACGGAGGCUCAGGAGACCGCCAAGGCGAAGGUGAAGGUGCAGUGAACCCACGUCCUGUUUUAGUUAAAAUGUCCUUGCCUAGUUUGUAAGUAUUGUAAAAAUGUUUCAGCACUUCCUUAAUGUUAAAUUAUAAACCGACAAAUAAAACGAUGAGAAACUAACAAAUAAAGGUG